Messenger RNA from Brachypodium distachyon (stiff brome), 1271 nucleotides. RefSeq names its product zinc finger BED domain-containing protein DAYSLEEPER-like. The record is from RefSeq and is a predicted model, not a curated record. Lineage: Eukaryota; Viridiplantae; Streptophyta; Magnoliopsida; Poales; Poaceae. Bases 13 to 1068 code for a protein of 351 amino acids. The transcript has 2 exons. Gene Ontology annotation, molecular function: DNA binding; protein dimerization activity.
UUGAAAGUUGAUAUGCCCGUCCGUUGGAAUUCAACCUACACUAUGCUUGGAACAGCUUUAUACUUCAAAUCUGUUUUUGCAUGGUUUGCCGAAAGGGAUAGCAUUUUCAAGUCACAUUUCUUACCAACUGCUGAUGAGUGGGAUAAGCUUGCCACAAUGCAUAGUUUUUUGGAGACUUUCUAUGAUGUGACAUUGGUAUUUUCUGGCACAAAAUAUCAUACUUCCAAUCUGUACUUUAAGUGUGUUUUCAUGGUGCACACUCGUUUAUUGGAGGCACAUGCUGCUAGGCAACAGUUCAUGGCUUCAAUGUUGACUGAUAUGAAAACAAAGUUUGAUAAGUAUUGGGCUGAUUAUAGUGUGUUCUUAUCUUGUGCUGCUGUUCUUGAUCCCCGCUAUAAAUUGGGCUUUAUAAGAUAUUGCUACAACAAACUCUAUCAAAGGGAUGAAGCCCAACGCCGACUAGCUGAAGUUAGAGCUACUUUGGUCAAUCUUUUUGAUGAAUAUAGAGGGUUUUCUGCCAACAUGUCUUCAUCUAGUGUUGCUACUUGUGACAGUGAUGUUGGUAAUUCUGGGUUUUUUAAUGACUAUGAACAGUUUAUGAGCACUAGCCGAACGCAUGAAGAGAGGUCACAGUUAGAUAUGUACUUGGAUGAACCGGCUAGAGGCUUGAAUGAGAAGUUGGAUGUUUUGGAGUAUUGGAGCAAGUCAUCCAUGCGAUAUCCUGAGCUAGCAGCCAUGGCUCGUGAUGUUCUAGUUGUUCCUGUGUCAAGUGUAGCUUCAGAAUCAGCUUUUAGUAUGAGUCGUAAAGUCAUUACCGUUAACCGAGCAUCACUCAAGCCCAAGACGGCUGAAGCUAUAAUGUGUCUACAGGAUUGGUACCACAUUAAAUGGGUGGGGAAGAGGAAAGGGAAAAGCAAGGGCAAUCUUCAAAUGCCAAUCGUAAUGACAACGAGCUCUCAUCAGAUUCUAAAGAUGAUGGCUGCUGAUCUCUUGUUGAAGAAGAUGGUGUUGGCUGCUGCUGUUGAUGCUACAAAAUGGUUCUUUUUACAUGUUGUUUGUGAUUUGUGAACCUGUGUUUUGGAAGAUGGAACUUUAUUUUGUGAUUUGUGACCUGUUAUUGAAGAAGAUAUAACUUGUAGUAGUUAAUUUAUGGCCUUGGUGCUAGAGUGCUGGACAUUAGAUGAAACUGAACUUUUAUGCAUGUGUCUGUCAAUGUGUGGUAUGGUGUUGGUGCUGGACACUUGGACUGUUAGUUGUGUUAUUAAGAUUUA